This is a messenger RNA of Rhinolophus ferrumequinum (greater horseshoe bat), 2253 nucleotides long. RefSeq names its product ferredoxin-fold anticodon binding domain containing 1 (gene FDXACB1). The record is from RefSeq and is a predicted model, not a curated record. Gene Ontology annotation, biological process: rRNA base methylation. Gene Ontology annotation, molecular function: rRNA (uridine-N3-)-methyltransferase activity. The coding region runs from base 37 to 1908 and encodes 623 amino acids. NCBI's taxonomy places the organism in Eukaryota, Metazoa, Chordata, Mammalia, Chiroptera, Rhinolophidae. Gene Ontology annotation, cellular component: cytoplasm. The transcript has 5 exons.
GCCUCCGAGGACGCGAGCGGGGAGCAAGUUGAGGCCAUGGCCCCUCGGCGCCUCCUGUUGGUUGGGGAGGGGAAUUUCUCCUUCGCCGCCGCUCUGAGCGAGACCCUUGAUCCGAGCACUAGUCUAACCGCCACCUGCCUCCAGCAUCCGACCGACUUAGCCCGGGACCCGGUGGCCCGGGAGAACCUGCAGCGCCUGCACGAGCGAGGUGCCAAGAUACGUUUUGGUGUGGACUGCACCCAGCUGGCAGAUGCCUUUGAACUGCACGACAGGGAGUUUGAUCGAAUUUAUUUUAACUUUCCGCACUGUGGACGCAAAGCUGGAGUAGCUAGGAACAGGGAACUGCUUGCCAGGUUUUUCCAGAGCUGUGCAGAGGUUCUUGCAGAGGAAGGAGAAGUCCAUGUGGCAUUGUGUAGAGGACAAGGUGGGACUCCUGCUGAUAAUCCCACAAGAGAAUGGCACAACAGUUGGCAAGUGGUUGCCAUGGCAGCUCUGGGGGGAUUCAUUUUAAGUGAUGUGCAUCCCUUCAGCUGUGAGGCUGUGCCAGGGUACAAGUGCACUGGAUAUAGGAGUCAAGAUAAGUCCUUUCACAUAGAAGGUGCUGUGAACCAUAUCUUCACCCAGAGCUUACCCUUUGAAGGUUUGCAACCAAGAGUCUUCAGGAUCAAACUGGGUGGCAGGUGGUUUUCCUUUCCAGAACCAGAAGCACUUGCAGGAAAAUUGAACAGGGGUUUCCUAGAAGCAUCUUCAUGUCAUCCUAUCAAAACCAUAAAUGAGAAACUGAUUGCUGAAUUGGGCAAAGCUUUCCCUCUAAAAAGGCUGACGUGCUCCUUCCCUUUGCUGCCACAGGGAGGCAGCAGUGUUCUCACUUCCUGGAACUGUGAUCUCUCAGCAGCCUUUUGGGUUAAUCUCCUUGAGGAUAACUCAAAUUCUGAGCCCCUAAUUGGUGGGACAACACAAGACAUGGAGGACCUUUUAGAGUCAUUUUCAGAACUUAGCCUUCCCAAGAGCCCUGGAAGAAAUGGUAAGGAAGAAGCUCGUGAAGGAAUCUAUGGCCAAGCCAAGGUCUGCCUCAGACCAUCUCUGCUAGUUCAUGUUCAGGCUAUCAUUCAAGCACCAGACUUCCUCCCAGGUACUCUGCACAUCCUCAGUGGACCUGUCUUUCGGAAGUGCCUCAUCUUGCCUUUUACAAUGCCAGCAUUUCAUGAGACUUUAUUUAUCCUUGGGUUUAAUCAAAAUCUGAAGGAUGGCUGUCUUCAGUCACUACUGGAUCAUUUGAAGGGCAUUCUAGAUAGCUUUCUGACUCAGACGUUUCCGGAGGGCUCUAAACUGAGCAGUUCAGUGGAAUUUGUCUUUCAGCCAAAUGGGAAAGAUUAUAUGAUUAAUGUGAAGUCUCAUAAUUUUGGCCCAGAUUUUGCCAAGGAUCUGAUUAUUGGAUCUGUCACCACACCUGCUACAAGCAUUAUACACAAAGACCAGGGUUUUGUGUUUGUGUCUAUGAACUUGGACCUAUUAGCCAUGCUUGUCUGGGGUAUCUCUGACUGGAGGAUGUUGUGGACCUUUGAUAAACGUUUCCUGAAUAAUUUUAUUCCUGGGAAAAUAGAACCCUUUAAAAGCUAUUCCCUAUGUCCUCCAUGCUUUGUGCAUGAUAUUAGUUUUUGGUUAGACGAGAAAAAAGGAUUUGAUGAACUAGAGUUUCAUACUGUGGCCCGAGCAGUGUCCCAGGACACUGUCAUAUCCAUACAAUUCCUCAGUCGUUUUCAGCAUCCCAAGACUGAACAGGUCAGUCUCUGCUAUAGAUUGACCUACCAGACCUGUGACAAAGCCCUUACCCAGCAGCAGGUAACAUCAAUGCAGUCCCAGUUUAGGAAAGAGAUUCAACAACGACUACAUGUGACACCUCGGUAGUUUAGUAAAUUCAUUUCCACAGUGUGAUCCUCAUGGGUGUGGGAUGAAAAAGACCAAUUUGUAACUGGUAGUCCUUUCUGGACUUUUUUUUUUUUUUUUUAAUAUUUUACCUUGUGACCAUACCCACUGUUGAUUAUAAGGAUACCUGUGACUCAGUCACUUAAACUUAUAGACUAUAAUGUGAUUAGUGAUCUUUGGAGAUGUGCAGUAUUUUGAUCCUGAGUAAUGGCUAGGAAAACAAACAAAUAAAACAACAUCUUGUACUUUAGAUGUUCUAUUGCUAAAGAGGCAGUAGAACUUGAGUGCUCAUUGUAUGUAUAUUAAAAUACAUCUUCCACACUGUCA